This is a messenger RNA of Theobroma cacao (cacao), 1961 nucleotides long. RefSeq names its product ABC2 homolog 9 (gene ATH9). Gene Ontology annotation, biological process: mitochondrion organization; protein phosphorylation; lipid homeostasis. The record is from RefSeq and is a predicted model, not a curated record. Lineage: Eukaryota; Viridiplantae; Streptophyta; Magnoliopsida; Malvales; Malvaceae. Gene Ontology annotation, cellular component: mitochondrial inner membrane. Gene Ontology annotation, molecular function: protein kinase activity; ATP binding.
CAUAAGCGCGUUAUUUUCGCUCGCUUGCCCGUUUGCUGUCUUCCAAAAGGAAAAAAACAUGGUAGUCCGAUCCCUUUGGCGCUCGCGCCCCAAGCUGGCGGUUGCCGCCACUGCCCUCUGCACGGGAGGUGCCGCAGCUACUAUUGCCACUUCGGACGACCCCGCCACCGCUCUCAAGGUCUGCACCACCGUUCCUCUCCGCCUUGUCCGUGACUCCGUAACUGCCGCCUCCAUCGUCGUCGAUUAUGAAUACUCAUUAUGGGGACUACCAGAAGGAAGUAACGAGAGAGCUAAGGUAAAGCAUGAAGUUCAUUUAAGGUCGGCGCGGAAGCUUCAAGAACUUUGUUUUAGAAAUGGAGGAAUUUAUAUCAAGCUUGGCCAACAUAUUGGGCAAUUGGAGUACCUAGUUCCUCAGGAGUAUGUUCAGACGAUGAGGGAGUCGAUGUUGAAUAGGUGUCCAGUUUCUUCAUAUGAUCAAGUGUGUGAAGUCUUCAAGAAGGAACUCGGAGAGACACCUGAUAAAAUCUUUAAUGAAUUUGAUCCCAGACCAAUAGCAAGUGCUUCCCUUGCACAAGUUCAUGUUGCUCGUACCCAUGAUGGCCAAAAAGUUGCUGUGAAGGUUCAGCACACUCAUAUGACAGAUACUGCUGCUGCAGAUCAAGCUACUGUGGAAUUUAUUGUCAACUCUCUGCAUUGGUUAUUCCCGUCUUUAGAUUACAGAUGGUUGGUGGCUGAAAUUCGAGAAAGUUUACCCAAGGAGCUAGACUUUUUGAUAGAGGCAAAGAACAGCGUGAAAUGUUUGGAAAAUUUCCAGAAGCUGUCUCCUCAUAUUGCAGAUUAUGUAUAUGCACCAGAGGUGCAUUGGUCUUUAAGUACCUCAAAGCUGUUAACAAUGGAAUUCAUGGAUGGUGCGCAAGUGAAUGAUGUGAUUGCCAUUCGAAGACUUGGAAUCCAACCCAAUGAUGUUGCAAGAUUAGUUAGUCAAACUUUUGCUGAGAUGAUGUUUAAACAUGGAUUUGUUCAUUGUGAUCCACAUGCUGCUAAUUUAUUAGUUCGGCCAUUACCUUCUGGAAAAAGUAGCAUAUUUGGCAAGAAAAAACCACAGUUGAUACUUCUGGACCAUGGUCUUUAUAAGGAACUAGACUUCUCUACCAGAUUCAACUAUGCUUCUCUUUGGAGGGCAUUGGUGUUUGCUGAUGCUAAUGGAAUAAAGGAAAAUAGUGUCAAAUUGGGUGCUGGGGAGGAUCUAUAUGUGCUAUUUGCGGGGAUUCUAACCAUGAGGCCCUGGAAUAGGGUCAUUGACCCUGCUGUGGAUCAUUUGGUCAUAAAAGGCACUGACAGUGAUCUUUCAGAAUUACAGAUGUAUGCAUCUCAAUAUUUCCCUCAAAUAUCAGAGCUUCUCAGGAGACUGCCCCGUGUUAUUCUAUUGAUGCUGAAGACAAAUGAUUGCUUAAGAGCAGUUAAUAACUCUCUGUUACAGGGUUCAUCUCUUGAGACAUUUCUGGUCAUUGGGAAGGUUUCUUCUGAAGCAGUUGUUGAGGCAAAGAUGAUGCAGAAGAAAUCCUUAUUACGUUGGUUAAAUAUCUGGUUGGAGGAGGUCAUCCUGGAAGCUCGUCUUUUAGUAAUGCAGAUGGCCCUGUGGCUUUUGCAAGUCAGGAAAGCGUUGACUUGGACAUAAAUACAGUUUCCGAAGUAGUUUCUUCAAUUCUUUACACUUUUAAUAUCAUAUUAGGAUUCAAUAUUUUUUGCCCCCGUUGUUCAGACCACCUCCAUGCAGGUUGUUUGAACUCGGAUUGACAGAUUGAUUCUUUUAUCUCUUCAAAGAUAUGAAAAAAUUUAUUACAUUGUCAUUGUUGUAAAACCCCAUCAACCGGGCGAGUUAUAAACUGUAAGAAACAUCAUUUUCCAGACAAUAAUGGAUCAAUUUCAAUAAAGAGCAGAAGCAGCUGAUUAUCGAUUAA